Molecule: messenger RNA, 1402 nt
Organism: Vespa mandarinia (Asian giant hornet)
Lineage: Eukaryota; Metazoa; Arthropoda; Insecta; Hymenoptera; Vespidae
Product: 4-vinylanisole receptor-like
Biological process (GO): detection of chemical stimulus involved in sensory perception of smell; sensory perception of smell
Cellular component (GO): plasma membrane
Molecular function (GO): olfactory receptor activity; odorant binding
Source: RefSeq, a predicted model, not a curated record
AAAAAGGAUAUAAUUUUAUUAAUUGUUUCGUGUUAAUUGUUUAUAAUUUAAAUAAUAAAUUUUCCAUAUAGCAUUAACAUUUAUUUAUUCGUUCAACGAUAUGAACGAUGAAUAUGGAGAAAAGAGAAGAAUCGAUAAAACUCUUGGAUUCUAUCGUACCAUUUGAAAAUUACAUCAAACAUUUAAUAACGUUACUUAAGUAUCUUCGAAUUUGGCGACAAAGGAAUACAUUCUCUGUGUCAAAAUUAUUCGUAUUAACCAUCACGAUUGCGCUAUCUCUCUUCGCUAAUUUUGUACUUAUAAUAUCUGAACUUUUAAUGGUAUCGGGUAACUCCGAUAUCGAGCAACUUUCGAAUACCAUCAAUCCCUUGGGUCUUCACAUGACCGGUUUCAUCAAAUGGAUUUAUUGUAUAAACAAGAGUAAAGAAAUUAGUAGGCUUGUUGCUGAUUUAAAUCGAUGUUACUUGCUUUCGAAGAGAAUUGAAAUUAGUAAGAGAGGAUGCGAUUUUUCUAAAACAGAAAUGGAAACUGUAUACAAAAAUUCAAGAAUAUGGCAAUAUUUAUGGACAACGUUUUGCGUUUACGGGAUAAUUCAUUGGUGUUUCAAUGCACUUAUUCAAAAAUAUUACGGUCAAGUGAAAAUAUUAAAUACAAGUGAUAAUAACGUUGACAUUGAUUACAAUUCAUUACCAUACAUAACGUGGCAACCAUGGAGUAUCGGAACAGUCAAGGGUUAUGGUUAUUCGUUUAUUAUUCAAUUGAUCGGUGCAUUAACCUCGACUGUUGGUGCAGCUUGUUACGAUAGCUUACAUAUUUGUAUUUUAAUGAUAAUUUGUGGACAAUUCCGAUGUUUGUACUUUUCAUUGAUUGAAAUUGAUACUAUCGUAGGUGUGAGAACAAUCGAAGAACUCGAAAUGAAAUUACGUUAUUGCGUUGAUCAUCAUAUAGCUGUAUUAAAAAUAUCGAAGGAUCUGGAAAAUUUUGGGAAUUUACCAAUGUUUGUACAAUGUUUAGAAAAUAUAAUCAUCAUUUGCCUGUUAUCCUUUGAAAUGACGGUCAUAGAAUUUAAGAUGGACUCAGAAUCAAUAACGAAAUUAUUGAGUUUAAUGGAAUACUUUUCGGCAUUGUCAGUGCAAUUAUACAUUUUUUGUUUUUACUCUACUCAAAUUUAUUCAUUGAGUUUACAAAUCGCCGAUGCCGUCUAUGCAUGCAAUUGGGAAAUGAUAAUAUACGAUAAAAUAGAAAACACGAAAAAAGAUAAGCAAUUAACAAUGAAAGUUAAACAUUUGAUAUUAUUCUUAUCAUUGCGUGCUCAAAAGCCAAUCGUAAUGACUGGCGGUCCAUUUUACGUAUUAUCCUUGGAAACUUUUAAAUCAGUAAAUAAAUUCAAUCAUAAUUAAAU